UCUUCUUUUCCCUCCUCCUCCGCGGCCCCACUCUCUUCCUUUUCCCGCGCCGCGCUCCGGACAGGAGGUAGGAAGGGAGCGGCCGGAGGGAUGGAGCGGGUCCCGGCAGGGAUGCGGUAGCUCCCGGGAUAUCCCGACCCGCUGCUCCCCGCCGGGACGCGGUGAAGCUGACAUUCCCAAACCUCUCAGCGAUGGCCUCAGGGAAUGAGGGGGACCCUCAGCAGCCGCUGGGACGCCAGGGGAGCCACAGGCGCAGGCUCAGCCCAGAAGGCCACGUGGCGGAGGAGGCCGAGGAGGUGUUCCAGAGCUACGCCUUCUACCGCUACCAGCAGGAGCGCGAGGAGCGAGGGGCGGAGGUGCCGCCGGACCCGGAGAUUGAGCAGAUCCAGCAGGACCUGGCGAGCACCGGCAGCCAGGUGGGGCAGCGCUUGGCCAUCAUCGGGGACGACAUCUGCAAGCGCUACGACACCGAGUUCCACACCAUGCUGGAGUCCCUGCAGCUCACCCCCGAGAACGCCUAUGAGCACUUCACCAAAAUCGCCUCUAGCCUGUUCGAGAGUGGCAUCAACUGGGGCCGGGUGAUCGCCCUGCUGGCCUUCGGGUACCGCAUGGCCAUGCACGUGUGGCAGCGCGGCGUCAGCGGCUUCCUGCGCCGCAUCAGCCGCUACUUCAGGGACUUCAUGCUGCAGAACCGCAUCGCCUGCUGGAUCGCCCAGCAGGGAGGAUGGGUGGCCGCGCUCGACCUGGACAACGUUUACAUGAAGUACAUGCUGAUAGCAGCCGUGGUGGUGCUGGGGCACCUGGUGGUGCAGCGCUUCUUCACCCACUGACGGGCACGGGGCCGGGGGCAGCUGGGCGCUCCCUCCUCUGCUCCACAUCCCCCAGGACAGGGGGAUCCCAGGAACCUCCAGGAGAGAGCCUGGCUUGGAGCUGGGACCCUCCUGCCGCAGGGUCUGGGGUCUCUGCACCCCCAGGAGAGGACUGGGGAGAGGGGGGGCUCUGCUUUGUUGUGUUUGAUGCCUCAAAGAGCUGCUGAGGAGGGGGCAGCGCUGUGAGGGGGCAUCUCUGGGAUGGGGCAUCUCUGGGAUGGGGCAUCUUUGGGAUGGGGCAUCUCUGGGAUUGGGCAUCUCUGGGACCCUGCAGCUCCUCUGGAGGAGCAGAGGACGGGACAAUGCCACAGUGGCAGUGUGUGACAGUGCCUGUGUGUGCCAGUGCUGGGUCCUGCACCCCUUGGGGCAGAGCAGAGCCCCCUCCCCAUCACUGACAGCCCCAUCCCCCCGUGUCUGAGGGGUGAUCCCAGCCCUGGCUGCUCCAGCUGUUGGAAAUCCCAGAAGGGACCAACCAAGCGGCGCUGCUCCACCUCCCCCUGCUCCUGAGCCCAGCACUGGAGCCUUUCCCAGCUUUUCAUGCACAUCCCGACCCUUUUCCAUGGAAACCCUCCCGGCCUGGCCCCGGGCCGCUGUUCCCUGCAGCUCCUGGGGGCUCAGGGCUGUGGCCCCGUAGCCCCCCUGGGCUCAGGGGCUCCGAGCUGGCACAGCUGGGAAACUCCAGCAGCUUCCCGAACACUAAAAACCUGCGGGAUCCUGGCGGUGGGGACGGGCAGUGGCCCUGUCCUCCUCCCGCUGGGGACAGGCAAUGUCCUUGCCCUCCUCCUGGCCACCAGUUGGCCUCCCUGGCUCUUACUGGGAGGCACUGGAGCUGCAGCCCAUCCCUGGAGCAGCUCCAUGCUGGGACCAGGCUCUGCUAGGCAGGGACUUGUCCUGGUUCUGUUCCUGACCGAUGCUCGAGUGAUUUGGGGGCAAGGAGGGGAGCCAGCUCCUCUCUCCCAUCCCAAACCUUCCUGAUUUUUGCAAACCAGGGGGUUUCAGCUGCUUAUUCCCUGUCCUACCCGAGCUCAAGAUGAAGGACCCCUCUCUCUUCUCUCCUUGCCCAGGCUUAGCAGGACCAGCCUGAGUUUUAACUCUCACAUCUCUCCUGUCCCUGCCUCUUUUUUAACAGAAUUACAAACUUUUCAGCCUGUUUCUAUAUCUGAGCUUGUCAUUUUGCUCCUGGCUGUUCCUGCAGGAUCCCUUUUCCUUGGUGAGAAUGCUCGGGGCUGUGCUUUAGAGAAAAGCAUUAAAAUAUUUGCUGUUUUAUUCCCAUUCCUGCUCGGAUGUGUUUGCCCCGUGCAGGGCAGCACAACCCGGCCGUGCUCAGGUUUUGUGCCCCCCCCCUCCCGGCUCACCUGAGCCCCGCUGGCUCCUUUGUCCCCUUGCAGGUGCAUUUCUCCCCCCAGAAUUCCCGUUCCCAUCCUGCCACCCCUUCUCCCAGCUUGGGAUUUCCUCCAGUUGAAAGCCUUUUCUCUGCUCUGAACCAGUUUAACCAGUACGACCCGCGCUUCACCCCCUCCUCCCCAGCUCCUUUUUGGGUGCAAACACCACCAGAUGGAGCCUUUUGGCCACGAUGGGCACGAGCCAGCGCUCGUUAUUUCCUUUUUUUCUCCUAAUCAAGCCCCUCGAUUGGCAAAUCAUCGUCGGUUCUCUGCUGUGUGUCCAGCGGGACUUUCCAGAGUCCUUGGAAAAAAUAAAAAUCAGCUUUAAUUCUCUA
Molecule: messenger RNA, 2586 nt
Organism: Corvus hawaiiensis (hawaiian crow)
Lineage: Eukaryota; Metazoa; Chordata; Aves; Passeriformes; Corvidae
Gene: BAK1
Product: BCL2 antagonist/killer 1
Exons: 6
Coding region: 192-830 (212 amino acids)
Biological process (GO): intrinsic apoptotic signaling pathway in response to DNA damage; extrinsic apoptotic signaling pathway in absence of ligand; regulation of apoptotic process
Cellular component (GO): mitochondrial outer membrane
Molecular function (GO): protein homodimerization activity; protein heterodimerization activity
Source: RefSeq, a predicted model, not a curated record